CUGAUUAACAUUAAAAGGUAUCAUCGUGCACAGUGUUUUCUUCAGUUUUCCGCUCUUGUCAGGAUGAUGCGGAUCGAUGCGCAGAUGGCAAGAGCGAUAUUAAGCAGAUUGAAAAGUGUUUUGAAGGACAAGUCCACUAUUAUAACGAGUAACCUGCGGAAUCGGGUGCAACAGCAGACAACCUCGAAUGGGGCAGUCGUGAAUGCCAAAAUCGAGUCGGCACGAGAGUGGUAUGAAGAGUUUACGGGCAUCGACGAGGUCAGAAAAGCUCAGGACAAAGUAGUUUUGUCCGAGUCCAAGUUCAUUGCUGCACAAGAGGAGAGAAGAAAGGCGAACAAAAGGCUUAGCGACGUAGACACUAAACUCAGAGAAAUCUAUGGGGAGCUCGAGAGGACCAGGAGAGGAGAGGACAGAUACAUUUUUCUUGUCACACAAGAAGGCGCUCUGAUGAAAGAAAGGGACACUCUUAGUGCAGAAUUUCAGCGUUACGAACAAGAAGAACGUGAGAACUUCUCCUUCCUUUCAUCGGCGGUGAAAGAGUCGCAUGAAAAGGAGAGACUGCAGGCGGAGCGGACGAAGUACUGGUCCAUCAUAUGCUCAAUUUUGGGCACAGUGCUCGGAUGCGGUCUCAGCGCUCUCAACAACCACUACAGGCUGAAAGAGUUCCGUAACAUUUUGAACCAAGCAAUGGCAAACAAAGAGAAUGUUGAGCUCUUAGUCACAGAAACGCUUUCAGAUUCAAUAAGCAGAGAACUAGCCAAGCACAAUAAUUUAAAUUUGGCCAAAACGACUGCUGUUGCAACAGCAAGCACUGAAGAUUAUUCAAAAUACUUGGUGACCAAAGAUGAAAUUCAGAAGUUGUGUGAUGCAUUAUUGGUCAAUGUAGAGCAAGAAAAAAUUGCACAAGGGAAUAGCAAUAAUGUCUUCCAAACAGCCGUAACAGGGACAGCUUUACUUUGUGUCUCUUAUGCUUUGUUAAAGAUUUUUGGUUGAUGCCAGAAUUGCUUUUACGAUCCGUGAUGGAAUUUUCUGUCUGCUGAGACUGAUCCUGUUUUUGUUUUUUGUGUACUAGAAAUUGGCUGCAGUCAAGUUCAUCAAGUAGUCUUUUAGUCUCCCGCUGCUGAUGCACUAAAUAAUGAUCAAUAUGUGAUUUUUAUAGAAUUAAAAAUGUUACAAAUGA
Molecule: messenger RNA, 1180 nt
Organism: Cloeon dipterum
Lineage: Eukaryota; Metazoa; Arthropoda; Insecta; Ephemeroptera; Baetidae
Product: mitochondrial potassium channel-like
Exons: 3
Coding region: 64-993 (309 amino acids)
Source: RefSeq, a predicted model, not a curated record